AUGGUGAAGAAGCGAGGAAACAUGUACACUGGCAAGCCCUUCUUCCAGUGGUGCAAGGAGAACGGCAAGCGCGGCGAGCGGCUCGCCAACGAGUUCAAAGACCCGGACAAGCUGCCGACGGAGGUGUGUAAAGGGUCGCAGUACAAGGCGCUGUGGAAGUGCCGGAAGUGCAAGCACGCAUGGCGGGCGAAAGUGAACAACCGCACGAGGAGCGUCAGACCCUCAGGGUGCCCGCAGUGCGUGCAUCAUGCGCGUCCGAACAAGGCCAACAACUUUCUCACGUGGUGCGGGAAGAACGGCGAGCGCGGCGUGAAGCUCCUGAAGGAAUACGUCGACCCCGAAAGGGAGCCGACUGAGGUGACGAGAGGGUCGCAAUACAUGGCGCUGUGGAAGUGCCAGAAGUGCAAGCACGCGUGGCGGGCGAUAGUGAAAAACCGCACGAGGAGCGUCAGACCCAGCGGGUGCCCGCAGUGCGCGAAUCAUGCGCCUCUGAGCAAGACCGACAACUUCCUCACGUGGUGCGGGAAGAACGGCGAGCGCGGCGCCAAGCUCCUGAAGGAAUACGUCGACCCGGAAAGGGAGCUGACGGAGGUGAAGAGAGGGUCGAAGUACAAGGCGCUAUGGAAGUGCCGGAAGUGUAAGUACGCAUGGAAGGCGAGAGUGGACAGCCGCACGAGUAUUGCCAGAUCCACCGGGUGCCCGCAGUGCAACAAAGGACGUAUCAGAGGAAAGCGCGGCCGCGCCGACUAA
Molecule: messenger RNA, 750 nt
Organism: Micromonas pusilla CCMP1545
Lineage: Eukaryota; Viridiplantae; Chlorophyta; Mamiellophyceae; Mamiellales; Mamiellaceae
Exons: 1
Coding region: 1-750 (249 amino acids)
Source: RefSeq, a predicted model, not a curated record